Caretta caretta (loggerhead turtle) is the source of this 3356-nucleotide messenger RNA. It is a transcript of the gene OS9, whose product is annotated as OS9 endoplasmic reticulum lectin. The record is from RefSeq and is a predicted model, not a curated record. Gene Ontology annotation, biological process: retrograde protein transport, ER to cytosol; ERAD pathway; endoplasmic reticulum unfolded protein response. Gene Ontology annotation, cellular component: endoplasmic reticulum lumen. NCBI's taxonomy places the organism in Eukaryota, Metazoa, Chordata, Testudines, Cheloniidae.
GGCGGCUCGGGGAAGAUGGCGGAGGCGCGGCGGGGCCGGGGGCUCCCGGAGCCGGGGCUGCUCCUGGUGCUGGCGCUGCUGGGGCCGGGGCGGCCGCUGCCCGGGGCCGCGGGGAGCCUGAACCUGCAGGAGCUCAACGAGCUGAAGUACGGGAUCGAGAUCGCCGCCGAGCCCGUGCUGGCCGGGCAGAGCAAGUCAGAGGACGUGGUGAUCGUUUCGUCCAAGUACAAGCAGACGUACGAGUGCCGUCUGCCCUCCGCCGCCGUGAGGAUCCACCAGGACGCUGCGGAGCCGCCGCAGAGUUACCACGGGCUGGGCAUCUCGGAUCUGCUGAGGCCGAUGGAGGCUGCUCCCUGCCUUGUAAAGACCAAGGACUGGUGGACGUAUGAGUUCUGCUAUGGGAAACACAUCCAGCAAUACCACGUCGAAGAGUCUGAAAUUAAAGGAGACAUCCUCUACCUCGGGUAUUAUCAGUCGGCGUUCGACUGGGACAACGAGACGGCAAAGGCUUCGAAACAGCACAGGCUCAAACGGUACCACAGCCAGAUGUACGGCAACGGUUCCAAGUGUGACCUGAGCGGGCAGCCCAGGGAAGCUGAAGUCAGGUUCCUGUGUGAAGAGGGCUCUGGGGAUUACAUCGCCCGGGUGGACGAGCCGCAGUCCUGUUCCUAUGUCCUGACCAUUCACACCACCCGCAUCUGCCACCACCCCUUCCUGCGACCGCCCUCCACGGCCACCCCCCAGGCCAUCCGCUGCCACCCAGCCCUGAGCCCGGCUCAGUAUGUGGACUAUGUCCAAGCCCAAGUGUUCGACACCAAGCGCAAGGUGGAAGAGCUCUCCGAGGAGCUGAAGACCCUGGACACAAGGCUGUGGAACGAGCGUGAUCCCAACCCUGCCACCCAGCACCCGGAAGGUGUGGAGCCAGCCCACCCCCUCCACGAGGAGCAGGAAGCGGACGCCGCUCCCAGGGAAACCCCCAGAGCUGGCCCAGGGGAAGACACCGACUUCGGGGAUAGCACACUCAGGGCAGGCGACCUGCCGGACCACACCAAGGAGGACGAGUACGCUGUGAAGCCGGCAGAUGAUCACCAGGCUGAUUUCCAGCAAAAAAUCCACUUCAAAGUGAUCCGGAGCCCAGGGGAUCUAGUCCAGUUUAUCGAGGCACUGAAGGAAAGCACCAAGAAGGGGAAAGAGAAGGCAAGCGAGUUGGAGAAGAGCCAGGAGGCCCUGAGGACCGAGGAGGCUCCGGCAGCUGGGAGCGAGCGCCCGGAGGAGGACGAUGACGAGGAGGACGACGACCUGCUGGGGAAGUUUGAGGAGGAGCUGGAGGACAUCCUGCUGCCCAGCUCGGAGCAGGCCAAGCUGAAGGAGGAGGUGAAAAUGGAAAUGGAGAAGCAGUUCGACAACAUCAUUGACGAGGUGGAGGAUGAGCUGGAGACAGAGGGCCUGAAGGGCGAGUUUGAUCGGAACCACGCUUCCAAGUCACUGGCCUCCACCCUCAACAAGCUGAUGGACAAGCUGGAUGGCGGCAAAGCGCCCGAGAAAGGGGAGGAGGAGGAGGAAGAGGAGGGCGAGGGAGACUCAGCCAGGAGCAGCGCGAACCACUUGGAUAAGCAAGCAGCUGAGGCCGACUCGGACGGGCAUGUGAAGGUCAGGGUCACGAGGAUAAAGCCAGGCAGCCCCCUGCAGAAGGAGCUGAGGGUGAGAGAGAUGGGCAGUGAGAACCCGCAGCUGCGACACAUUGAGAAUGUGGUUAAGGACCUGCUGGAGAGAGAGGGCCUGAAAGCGGAAGGUAAAAUCGAGAUCAAAAUCGUGACGACGGGGGGCUUUGGGGAUGAGGACGAUACCCACUGGCUGUCGGAUGAGGACACCAAGAACCUCAAAGACAUUUUCUUCAAUAUCCUGGUGAAAAUCCAGGGCACGGAAGAAGCUCACAAGGAGCGGAGGCGGCAGCAGGAGCUGGAGGACAACUACCGCUUUGUGUGGGGGCAGCGGCCGGAGGAGGCACCGGCAGCCGGCGGCUCCGACUCGGAGGAGCUGGAUUUCUGAGCGGCCGCCAGACGAUUGCCUGCAGCACCCCCUCCCCCCGCCCCCCGAAUGUCCCAUUGGCUUGACUGGUCAGGGGACCAGACAGCAAGGGUGAAAAAUAGGGACGGGGGUUGGCAGGGUAAGAGAGGCCUACGUAAGACAGCCCCGAAUAUUGGGAUUGUCCCUUUAAAAUAGGGACAUCUGGUCACCCUAUCGACUAGUAACCAAGGCACCACGGCUCCUCUCCGGAGGAUGCCCAGCGGGGCCUGGCCCCCGUCAGCACUCAGGGGUGGGGGGCACUGAUCCCUCCUGUCCCGACAGGCCGGUGGGGGGGGCUCUGUCUGGGGUGGCUCCUGCUAGGAGGAUGGAGAGGGACUGACUGAUUUCCAUGGUAACGGCCGGCAGGAGCAUCCUCUUUGAUCCCUUCAAGAAAGGGUGGGCGUGGGCUGCAUCUGCACCCAUGUGAAGCGUCUAGCACAUGCUGGCGGGGUCCAUUUACCACCCCAUCGCCCCAUGAGAAUAAUGGUGAGUCCCCACCUGUGGGCACUCUGCCGGCCGUCCACUCCCUCAGCAGCAGGGCCCCAAACUGCAGGGGCUCUGGGGCCUGCACAUUUCAUAGAGCUGGACUCCCGGGGGAGCUGGGCCCGGCGGAGAGGCCAGGUGGCAGGGGCAGGCUGCUGGGUGCUGCGGGCAGGCUGGGCUGGGCGGGCAGGGGGUCUCCCCCACGUGUCCGCGGUGCCUGGGCAAAGGGAGGGUGGAGCUGGAGCCCCUGGCUUUUCGAGGGCCCUGCACAUGGAGAAAUACCUGCAGCUGCUGGCAGGUUUUGGCCUGGAGCUGGGGGCGGGGCCUGGUUAGCUCCUCCCACUCCACUGCUAAACCUGGCAGGAGUUGUGAUGCAGCUGGGCAGCAUGGCCUGCCACCUCCCCAGGGCCAGGGGUGGUGGCUCAGUUCGUUUGCAUCAGUCGUUCACCAGCAUGCUCUCCUUGCCCUGCUGGGCUCAGGGCACAGCUGGGGCCAUCAUUGCCAGGAGCCCAUGUUGUUUCCUGGAACUCCCCGGCUGGGUCGUUCGGGGGGACGUGAGCCCCCCAGCGUGGCCGUGCGCAGGAGCCAGGGGAGCAGAGGGUUAACGAAACCUCACUCUGGUUCUCUGUCUGCCCAUCCACCCUCUCUCCUAACGAGACAAUUCACUUUACUUCCCUCCGCUUGUGGGGUAAAGGUCUCCCCAGCACCUGCCCCCUCUUGGACGGGGUGGGGGGACCCUACUUCCCCAGGGAAAGGGGGGAAAACCAUCCAUGAUCCAAUUUGUAUCAAUAAACCAGGCUGGACUA